AUUUUUGAAAAUAAUGGUAUAUCAUUGAUAUUAUUAUUUCUUAGAAUAGCAAACUCAGUGGGAAGAUUAAGAAGCCUCCAGUUGUUGAGGAAAUAUAAAGUAAUAUUAUCAAUUUAAAUUUAGUUAAGCCCAGAACCGAGGAAUAGAUAUAAUCAGUUGCAAAAAAUGUUAGGAAUGGAGAUGUGUCUAAUCCGGAAGUUGUCCUCAUAGGGGAAGCUGAAUUACAAAGAAUGAAGGUAUUACUUGUAUUUUAUAUAUUUUCAGAAUAAUGCUAUCAUAACGACCAAAGAAGAAUAAUUAUACUAAAAAAAAUUGCUUGAGGAAUAAAAAGAGAAGUAGAUGGCUGCAGCAAAGGCUAAAAAGUAAAAAAUGUUACAAAUGGAGGAAGAAAAGAAAAAGUAAGUGCCUCUUUCAACUCAGUAAGAAGAAGAUAAGGUGGUCAAAGAUUCACUUCUUGCAAGGGUAGAUUAUGGUUUUAAUUCUUUGUUAGGCAGCAGAGAUCAUGAAUGAAUAGAUGGAUGAUGUAAAGGAAAUGAACAAAAUGGUUAUGUAUGCAAAAUGUGUAACUGUUCGAGAUAAGCAAUUACAUGAGAAGAAAGAGCUUCAUGAAUAAUAUAAAGUAUAAGAGAAACGUAAGGAUUUGAUGAUGGAAAUUGAAAGGCUCAAAUCUAUUAAAUACCAUGAAGAAAAAGAUAAAUAAAGAAAAGUCGAGUAAAAACAUGGUCACGAUAUUAUAAUUGAAUAAAUAAAGGAAAGAGAACUCAUUCGUUUGAAAGAUAAAGAAGAAUAAGAAAGAGAAGGUUAGGUCAUGCUUAAACAAAUCAAAUAAUUGCAAGUCGAAGAAUAAUAGAAGGCUAUGCAGAAGAAGAUUACUUAAUAAAAGGUUUAAGAAGAGAUCUUAGAGGCUAAUGAUAGAGCUAUUUUGGUUAAAGAGAAGAGAAAGUUGGAAGAAAGAGAAGAGGAAGAAAUGAUUGUUAAAUACAAUUUGUAAAAGGCAUAGAAGGAAGCAGAAUUGUUGGAAGAGUAAAGAAGAAUCAAAGAAGAAAAAGAAAGAGAAGUUUAGAGAUUGAGAGAAAUGCAAGAAAAAGCAUAAGAUAGAUAAGCUGAAUUAGAUGCUUUAAGAGCUAAAAGAGCAAUGGAAUAAAAUGAAAGAUAAGCCAGAGAAAAGGAAAGAAAGGAAGCAGAGUGGAAAAUGAAAUUGAAUCAUGAAGUUCAUGAAGCAAGAAAAUUACAACAAUAUGAAAAACAAGAACGAUUAGAAGAAUAGGUACAUUGCUUAAUUAACUUUUAUUUAGGCUAGAUUGGAAAGAGAUGAAUUUUAGAGAGUCAUAUAGAAACAAAAAUAAGAGAGAGAAAAUGAAUUAAAAUUACAUCAUGAAAAAGAAGCAUUAGUAAAGAAGCAUGCAGAUGAACUCAGAAAGCAGAUAUCACUCAAUGAGGAAAAAAGAAAACAAGAAGAAAGAGACAAGUAUUAUAAUAUAUCUUAAUUUUUAGAUUGGAAGAAGGUAAAAAAAUUAGAGAUAAAAUGCUAAAUGAGAAGAAAUUAUUGGAGAAUAUCAAAGAAACUAAAUUAAAGACAUUAAAUGAUAACGCCAUUCCAGAUAAAUAUAAAGCAGAGUUAUCGAGGAAAAAAAUUAAUAUAUAAAUUUGA
Messenger RNA from Paramecium octaurelia, 1651 nucleotides. NCBI's taxonomy places the organism in Eukaryota, Ciliophora, Oligohymenophorea, Peniculida, Parameciidae. The record is from the annotation of a GenBank genome assembly.